AUAAUCCAAACUUUACUCAACAAGAAUUGGCAGAUAAAUUUGAAAUCGGUCGAACAACCGUAGCUGAUAUUCUUGCACAAUCAUUAUAUUGGCUUGGUCUAGAUAAAGAAAGUACCAUAGCACAACAAAAGCGAAAUCGACCACCAGACCAUUCACAAUUAGAAGAAAUUCUUGCACGAUGGUUUGACCUUGUACUAGAAAACCAUUUAACAAUUACAGGGUUAAUUUUACAAGAAAAGGCCAAACAGGUUACAGUGACCUUAAAAAUUCAAAAUUUUGCUACGUCGGAUGGUAUUCUUCCUUCUACAGAAAUUGAUGAAUUUAUAGAUUCAGAAUCUCUUGUUGAUUUAACUAAUGAAGAAGAAAUGGA
Molecule: messenger RNA, 370 nt
Organism: Racocetra persica
Lineage: Eukaryota; Fungi; Glomeromycota; Glomeromycetes; Diversisporales; Gigasporaceae
Source: the annotation of a GenBank genome assembly